Messenger RNA from Drosophila willistoni, 1232 nucleotides. RefSeq names its product putative GPI-anchor transamidase (gene PIG-K). Gene Ontology annotation, biological process: attachment of GPI anchor to protein; proteolysis; protein localization to cell surface. Gene Ontology annotation, cellular component: GPI-anchor transamidase complex. The transcript is spliced from 5 exons. The coding region runs from base 74 to 1144 and encodes 356 amino acids. The record is from RefSeq and is a predicted model, not a curated record. Gene Ontology annotation, molecular function: GPI-anchor transamidase activity. NCBI's taxonomy places the organism in Eukaryota, Metazoa, Arthropoda, Insecta, Diptera, Drosophilidae.
GAAAUUUUUAAAAGGCGUUGCAGCAGCUGAUUAGUAAACAAAUUUUGACUUUGUUUAAGUUUCGUGCUAAACAAUGUAUAUAAAACUACUCUGUGUGCUUCUUUACGUCGGCAGCUGUUUGGCCAAUGUUGACGAUACAUCCGUAUUGCCCGAGGGCUUUGUGGAUGCCACCCAGCGAUCAACACACACCAAUAAUUGGGCCGUGCUGGUGGAUGCCUCCCGGUUUUGGUUCAAUUACCGGCAUGUUGCCAAUGUCUUGUCCAUUUAUCGUUCGGUGAAACGUCUGGGCAUACCAGAUUCUCAGAUUAUAUUAAUGAUUGCCGACGAUAUGGCCUGCAAUCCACGGAAUCCGCGUCCUGGCCAAGUUUACAAUAAUGCCAAUCAGCAUCUAAAUGUCUACGGCGAUGAUGUGGAGGUGGACUAUCGUGGCUACGAGGUGACUGUGGAGAAUUUUGUUCGUUUGCUAACAGGGCGCACACAGAAUGGAACCGCCCGCUCAAAGAAGUUGCUAUCAGAAGCCGGUAGCAAUGUCUUAAUCUAUCUAACUGGACAUGGUGGUGAUGGAUUCCUCAAAUUCCAAGACUCAGAGGAAAUCACUAGCCAAGAGUUGGCUGAUGGCAUACAACAAAUGUGGGAAAAGAAAAGAUACAAUGAGCUCUUCUUCAUGGUAGAUACCUGUCAGGCGGCAUCGCUGUACGAAAAGUUCACCUCGCCAAAUGUCUUGGCUGUGGCCAGCAGCUUGGUGGGCGAGGAUUCCUUAUCGCAUCAUGUUGAUCCCUCCAUUGGUGUUUAUAUGAUCGAUCGCUAUACGUUCUAUGCAUUGGAGUUUCUUGAAAAGGUUCAACCAUUCAGCAAGCGUACGAUUGGUGACUUUUUGCAAGUGUGUCCCAAACGUGUCUGCAUAUCGACUGUGGGAGUGAGAAAAGAUCUCUAUCGGCGCGAUCCUAACAAGGUACUCAUAACCGAUUUCUUUGGUGCCAUUCGUCCUACUCGUGUUUCCACCGAUCGCAUUAAUGUCACUCUAGCGAAUGAAGACGAUUUCAUUGUAAGCACUGCCGCCAGCAAGAAGCCAUCAUUCCGUAUUAUUAUUGAGCCACAAUUUCCAACAAAAUUUUUCCAAUUGAAAAAAUUGAGAUCCAUGUGAUAAUAUUAAUUUUUAUUCGUAAAUACAUUUCAUUUUCAUUAUUAAUACAUUGUGUAAUUUAUUAAAUUUUAUAUAAUGUGAUCUCGAA